AAUGAUAGCACAGCACGUGGAGAAGUAAACAUAAGUCAGGACUGACACUAAUCGCCAAUGGUUAUGACCAAACUGUGAAAGUUAGAUGUGGAGUAGGUGUGGCCAAAAAUUAUUCAGGUUGUCAAAGAGUUAUCUGAGGACAGUGCCGUUGAUUUGUGCGGAAUCACUAGAUUCCCAGAAGACACUGACUGUCAUUGGAACCAACAAAUAUCCAUUGAUGAAAAGGAAAUGCCACAGUGUUCCACAACGGCCAACGGGAAAGCUUCAGAAAGUCAUGCUGCCUACAAAGUCAGAAAAUGAUACAAGAGAAUACAGGUCACUUUUCCUUGAAAAUGGUCUCCGUGUCCUGUUGAUUUCUGACCUGAAUGGUCAAGCUGCUUCUGAAAUUGAUGAGGAUGAAGAGACAGAAGAUGAAUCUGGAUCGGAAUCUGGAUCUGAGUCGGACGGACAUCCAUCUGAUGAGGAGAUGGAUGAUGAUAUGGAAGAUGAUAGACCAGGGAAUUCCAAACCACCAUCCGAGAAGAAGUCAGCAGUAGCUUUGUGUAUUGGUGUUGGAAGUUUCUCUGACCCAGACGACAUCCCUGGAUUUGCACAUUUCUUGGAGCAUAUGGUUUUUAUGGGGAGUGAGAAAUACCCAAAGGAGAACGAAUUAGACGACUUCCUGGGACGUCACGGUGGAUUCUCCAAUGCUUGGACUGACUGUGAAAAGACUUGUUUCUACUUUGAUGUGGAGAGAAAGUACUUCCGUCGAGCUCUUGACAUGUUUGCACAUUUCUUCAUCAGUCCGCUGUUCCGAGAGGACUGUGUGGAUCGGGAGAUUGAAGCGGUGGACAGCGAGUUUCAAAUGAACCUUCCAAAUGAUGACGAUCGUAUCAACACUUUAUUUGGAACGCUAUCUAAACCAGGACACCCUAUGUCCAAGUUCUUCACAGGGAAUGCAGAAACACUGAGAACCAUUCCAAAACAAAAUGGUAUCAAUGUAUACAGUCGACUGCGGGACUUCUACACUCGGAUGUAUUCUUCACAUUAUAUGACUGUUGCUAUACAGUCUAAAGAUAGUCUAGACAAGCUGGAGGAAUGGUCUAGAGAGAUUUUCUCUGCGGUACCACACAAUGAUCUUCCACAACCAGUGUUUCAUGACUUGAAGGAACCAUUUGACACAACAAAUUUCAGGAAGAUGUACAGAGUGGUCCCUGUGGAGGAUGCACACAAGGUGUAUGUUAACUGGGCAUUGCCCCCCUGUCUGGACAAGUACAGGACCAAGCCCCUUGACUACCUGACCACAGUGCUGGCUGAUGAGGGUGAGGGUAGCAUCCUUGCAUACCUAAAGGAAAAACUUUGGGCACUGUCUAUCGUCGGUGGAUAUAGCUACGAUGGAUUUGAGAUGAAUUCUACAACGACAAGCUUCUGUGUGGUUGUGACUCUCACAGAUGUUGGCCUUAAACAUUACGAGGAGGUGGUGGAGAUGAUCUUCCAGUACAUACACAUGUUGGAGGAGGUAGGCCCACAGAAGUCACUCUACCAGGAACUGAAACAGAUCGAGGAGAGCAAGUUCCGCUGGAAAGAACUGGGAGACCCGCUGAAUUACGUGGAGAAGGUGUCUGAGAACAUGCAGAUGUUUCCCUGGGAAGACGUCCUCACCGGUCGUACCCUCAUGUAUGACUACGAUCCAAAGAUGAUAUCCGAUUGCCUAGCUCAUUUGACACCCGAUAAAUGUAACAUCAUGUUGAUGUCCGACACAUUUGAAAAUACUGACUUAUGUCCACUGGAGGAAAGAUGGUACAAGACAAAAUACGGAGUCUACGAUUUAUCAAGUGACUUCAUUCAGAGACUGAAAGACUGUGGAUGUAAUCCAGCUCUUCACUUGCCAAGACCUAAUGCCUUUAUAGCCACAGAUUUUGACCUUAGAAAACAUGAAGAUAACUCAAAGUACCCAAAGCUUCUGAAAAGUGAUGAAAAUGGAAAAUUUUGGUUCAAACCAGAUACGAAGUUCAAAGUUCCUAAAGGAUAUAACUACAUCCACCUGAUGUCACCUGUUGUCUACAGGUCGUUAGACAGUGCCAUCCUGUUGGAUUUCUUUGUGAACCUGUUGGAGCACCAGUUGACCCUGGUCGCCUACCCUGCAUACCUCGCUGGGUUUGAAUAUGGUGUGGAAGGACAUGAAACUGGAAUACUUCUCUACAUGAGUGGAUUUUCCCAUAAAAUGAAGGCCAUCACCGACCUGUUACUGGACCGUGUGUUUGGGUUUCGCUGUACCAGAAAUGAGUUUAAGAUGAUGAAAGAGGAGGUAACUCGUAUCUACAAUAACGAUAUGAUCAGACCAGACAAACUGGCAAGGAUGUUGAGAUUUGCAGUCACAUCCCCUCUGAACUGGCCUAUUCCUGAUCGCUUGGGCCGUAUCAACGAUAUCACACAUGAUAUGUUUGAGCGUUUUGUUGAAGAGUUCCAACAAAAUGUCUGGGUAGAGAGCUUUCUGACAGGAAAUUUCUCGGAAGAGGAAGCAGCAGGUUACAAGGACAAGAUCAAUGCAGUGUUACCAGGAGCACCACUUCCAGUCACACAACUCGUCCAGAAAAAGUUGUACGAGGUCCCUGUGGGCAACACCUACUGUCAGGUCAAAGGUUAUAACUAUGACGACAACAACUCGUGUGUGGUCGUAUACCUUCAGUCGGAGCCAGGCAGGAUUUACACCAACACCAUCAACGAAGUCUUAGGGACACGUAUGACAGAGCCCUGCUUCGACUUCCUGCGUACUAAACAUCAGCUAGGUUACAGCACAUUCUGUGAGUAUCUGCUGACAAACGGCAUUCUGGGAUUGGCUGUCACUGUCGAGUGUCAGGCCAACAAAUUCAGUAUGAGUGCAGUAGACAAACAUAUUGACGACUUCCUCGUAGAAUUUAGGUCAAUUCUUGACAGCAUGACAGAGGAAGAAUUCAAAUCACUGGUGGAUUCCAUCAUUGCUGGCAAACGCUGCGAGGACACACAUCUCGGGGAAGAGGCAGGCCGCAACUGGAGGGAAAUCUACGAUCAGACCUACAUAUUUGACAUCAUAGAGCGAGAGAUCAAAAUACUACCGACCUUGACAUUAGACAUUUUGAAGGAUUGGUAUUUACAGUAUGAGAAAGGCCGACAUAGGAAAAUCAGCUUUCAGAUUGUUGGAAAGACAGAAGACGAUAAGCCGUCAUCAUCAGAUACUGUUGAUAGACCAAAGGAGAAGGCGGCUGUAAUGGGGAACACAUAUCCCCUGACCUGUUUGGUGGAUGAGGACCAGAGUCAUGCCGCGCCAAUCACCGACAUCAAACUGUACAAACAAACCCUUAAUGUGCUACCAUUCACAAAGAUAAUCUCUUGACCAGACAUAAUAUUUAUUUCAUGGAAUAAAUUGUGAUUUAUCUACC
Molecule: messenger RNA, 3398 nt
Organism: Mizuhopecten yessoensis (Yesso scallop)
Lineage: Eukaryota; Metazoa; Mollusca; Bivalvia; Pectinida; Pectinidae
Product: nardilysin-like
Exons: 31
Coding region: 86-3352 (1088 amino acids)
Biological process (GO): proteolysis
Molecular function (GO): metal ion binding; metalloendopeptidase activity
Source: RefSeq, a predicted model, not a curated record